Messenger RNA from Cottoperca gobio, 2126 nucleotides. RefSeq names its product phosphatidylinositol glycan anchor biosynthesis, class C (gene pigc). Gene Ontology annotation, cellular component: glycosylphosphatidylinositol-N-acetylglucosaminyltransferase (GPI-GnT) complex; membrane. Lineage: Eukaryota; Metazoa; Chordata; Actinopteri; Perciformes; Bovichtidae. The record is from RefSeq and is a predicted model, not a curated record. Bases 130 to 1098 code for a protein of 322 amino acids. The transcript is spliced from 3 exons. Gene Ontology annotation, biological process: GPI anchor biosynthetic process.
GUGCCUUGUUUAAGAAUCCAGCAGCAGGGGGCGUCUAUGGCUGUAGCUCUGAUUAAGUCACUUCACUUCCGGCAUAAUGACAGGAUGAUGUUGUAGCAUCGGCGCCGAACAAAAUCCCAUCUCAAGGUGAUGGGGCCAGACAGUGUCCCAGGUCCAGCUGUGCCGUGGCGGAAGGUGCUGUGGGAGCAGCAGCCGUUCCCUGAUAACUAUGUGGACCAGCGGUUCCUGGAGGAAUUACGGAGGAAUGAGGGUAUCCGGCAGUACCGCUACUGGGCUGUGGUGAAAGAAGCAGGCUUUGUCGGAGAGCAGCUGUCCUGUGUGGCCAUUUUUAUCACCCUUUGGCUCUACAUGGAGCAGGGUCUGCUGUCCCCUGAGACUCUGUUGUGGACCAGCCUCGUCUCAGCCCUGCUUGGUUAUGGACUGCACCAAGCCUUGACAUCUCAAGUUCAGCCAGGCUGUGAGCCUCGGACGCGUCUGGCCGACUUACAGAGUGCCACUAUUUUUCUUUCCUUCACCUUUGGCUUCUCGCCAGUUCUGAAGACACUAACCGAGUCUGUGAGUACCGACACAGUGUAUGCCAUGUCUGCUGUGAUGCUGCUGGCCCACCUGGUGUCGUUCCCUUACGCCCAGCCCUCACCUCCUGGAAGCCUCUCCCUAAAUGCAGCCCUGUUUGCCUCUGUGUGUUUAGCCUCAAGGUUACCUGGGGCUCUACACACCUUCGCCAUGCUCAGCUGUGCCCUGCUGGUGUUCGCCCUGUGGCCCUGCCUGCUGCAUAGGCUGAGGGAGAAAGCCCCUCGCCAGUUUACUGGGGUGUGUGUGGGAGUGUGUAUCGGAGGAGUGGGUGGUCUGGGGUCCCAGUGGCCAGGGGGAGCUGUGCUCUUAGCCCUGGCCUUAGGGAGCGUUACAUUACUCUGCCCCUUGCUGCUCGUCAGACUGCAGAGGCACAAGGACAACAUCCAGGGACCCUGGGAUGAGGCUGAGAUUCACGAGGAUCUCAGCCACUUCCUUCACAAAUGGACAGAGCCAAGAGGAGCACAAGUUGCUGCUGACCUGACAUUUAAAAAAGGUGCAAGCCAAUUAAGAAUUUUAUAUGAAUGAAUUUACUGUUGGUUUGCAAUAUUAGGUCAGUGCUGUACAUCUAAGAAGACAAAUGCUAACUCUUUAAUCACUGGUUCACAUCUGUUUGGACAGCCGUGACAACUUUUUAUACUCUUAAAGAGAAUAUGAAGAUGUUUUUAAUGCGAUUGUCUUAUAAGUGUUGACUCCAGAAGUUGUAUGGAAGGUAUCGACUAACAUGUGACGGUUACUUACAUUACUGAACACAUUGUAAUGCUAUGCAACAGUUUGAUAUCAGUGAUUUAGUAUUUGUGGGAAAUGUUCCAUGUUUUUAUGGUUGUGUUUGCUGUUAGUGUUGCGUAUGAAUGGACGGAUGCAUAGCGUGUUAAAAUUAAGCAUUUGAAGUACAAAAAGUAAAGUUUACUCCAGGGAUUACCGGAUGGAAAUUGUACCUGGACUGCAGUGAAAGUGUAAUAUAUUUUAGAUGUGAAACAAUUAUCAAAUAGUUCGCAACUAUUUUGAUAAUCGAUUAAUAGUUUCAAGCAGUAAGCAAUGAUAAAACAAUUCAAAGAGUUCAGCCUCUCCACUCAGAUGAUUUCUUCCUAUGCUUUGUCGCAUAGCAUUGGAAACUAAAUAUUUUUGGGUAUUUUGACUCAUGUUUGGCUCUGUAAAGUUGUGAUGGACAUUUAUUGACUAUUUUUAGACGAUUAUUGAAAAAAAUGAUCGAUUAAUCGUAAUGAAAAUAAAUCGGUAGUUGCAGCCCUAGUGUAAAGCAACAAUAAUUAAAUAUUAGCCUCAAAUAUAUCGUCAGCGGUAUUAAUGCUUAUUUUAACUAGGUUUCCAUGUUCUGUUUUGUAUUGAGGGCCAGUUUGCUGGUCAGAAAUGAAUGACAGUAAUGAGAGCUUUUAUUAUAUUGAACCCUAACCUUUCUAAUAAUGUAGUAUUGCACAGCUAAACCUGGGAGAAGUCGAGCAUAACCCGCUCCUGUGGAGUAUCAUACAGGGCAGAAAUCUGCUGCAAUGUUGUCGAUAAUUUGGUCUUAUAAAUAUUAAAGAAUUUCCAAGAAACAA